AUGCAAGCACAAGCUAAUGUUAGCAAGUUGUUUAUUCCAGUAGACCUUGGUGGUGAAAAGAGAAAUAAUGGUCGUUACGAGCAGUUUAAGUAUCACUACUGGGGCUAUUCGAAAUUCUCAGCCAAUCGUCAUGAGAUCCAGCCUUCGAGUACCAACAAUUGCUCGACCUCUUAUCAAAUUACACACGGAAUAUCGAAACGAAAUCUCCGACCAAGACAACUUUGUUUGCUCCAGGACGAUGGAAUCGAAAUUGUAGAUGUCAAUGAAUGGGAGGCAGAACAUGGAACCAUUGACUAUUUGUUCAUUUGCUAUACCACCCUGCAGUUCAGUCACGAAACCAACGAAGACAUGGAUGAGCUUCAUCGUAUUGCCGAAUCUGCAGCUCGAAGAGCUGGGGUUGCUGCCUACUGGCUUGCAUGCAGCUGCAUGCCUCAAGACGAAGAACGUUUCGAAGACGUCUACCGGAUAAGCGACGUCGUUCGAGGCGCCCACUCUCUGGUCGUAAUCAUCGGCCCCCCUCAGGGCUCAAACCCGACCGUGAAAGAGAUGCUUCAACAGCUUGGAGCGAGGCUGUGGACAUUUCCCGAAGUUCUCCUAAGUCCUUCCAACCGAGUUAUCUCAGUGUACACCCGCGACUGUGACACGGAUUCUUUCCGCACUCUUUCCAAACGGAACUUUACCGUGGAAGCUUGGGACGAUGCUCUAAUCUCAAGAGAGCUUAUCGAUCAUUAUGAAGCGUCGAUUCUACUGAGUCCUCUGGAGCUGGUUUCUCUUGCCUUGAAAUGCUUUCCAAAUCGUGAGAAAUCCAUAUACGCCGAUGGAGACUUUUCAUACGCCUUGAUGGGGCUAUUGCGGCGUCGCCCAAAAGUCAAUAAGGAAGACUCGGCUUUUGAAGCUUUCUGUAGGCUGUCCUUGGCUAAUGACAGUGACCAGCUCAUCGAGCGGAUGAUAUGCAUGCUCCCCCGAGAUAUUGGUCAACCAUGGAAUGAGAUCGAUGACUUCUGGGACAGUAAGCUCUGGGAAAUCGAGCCUCAUUGCCAGGUUGUCGGUAUAGGAGGCGAAGAUACCGUGAUUUUAAGUGGUGCUUUUGGCGCCCCAAUACGGUGGAACUCAUACCGGCCGGUCAAUCUCUUGAUGCGCAACACUGUUAAACGCUGGGUUGCUAAAGUCGUCCUCCGCAGUAUUCCCGCAUUCCUUCUCAUAGGCGUGUUACUGUUAGCAAUGGGUCUGGCAGUGCAAGAAAAUUAUAUGCUGGAAUAUAAGGUGAUGGGGGGGAUAUUCACCGGAUUCUCGGUUCUGGUAAUACUAGCGUCUCCGUACCUCAUUUGCUCUCUCUAUGUUGGCAAGACCUGGGCAGCGCAACCAUGGCUGUUCGGAUUUGAAGGCUACAUGGAGAUUGGUGAGAUUGAGAGACUGAUCUUCGGUAUUAAUAUUGGCCGAUUAAGGUGGAGUCCAUAUUCCAGUGACCUCUCGCUGCACCAUGAGGAUGAAAAUGGUGAGUGCGUGGGACAAGACCCCAGGCGUAGAGCUUCGACUGCAAACUUUAUUUCUACCGCUCGCAGAUCCCAGUAUGGAGAGCUGAAGCUUUUCACCUUGGUUGAUACCAACACUUUCACUGUUACAUUGUUCCGGGCAGUGCGUCCGCCCGUGGCGAUGUUACUAUGCGGCAGCGAAGGUGGUAUGCAAAGAGCGCUUCUUUGUUCUUACGAAUGGAAAUCCCAGACACUCUUUCGCGAGACUGUUCUGCGGGUGCCGACCACAGUAUUGGAGCGCAUGUCACGCGUGGAUCGAUUUCGCUUGGGGUUGAAAAGAUCUGUAGGGGAGACAGUGAGGGCUGAUAGUGUUAGGUGA
This is a messenger RNA of Penicillium odoratum, 1851 nucleotides long. RefSeq lists its product as uncharacterized. The record is from RefSeq and is a predicted model, not a curated record. Lineage: Eukaryota; Fungi; Ascomycota; Eurotiomycetes; Eurotiales; Aspergillaceae. The coding region runs from base 1 to 1851 and encodes 616 amino acids. The transcript has a single exon.